Cotesia congregata is the source of this 2490-nucleotide messenger RNA. Lineage: Eukaryota; Metazoa; Arthropoda; Insecta; Hymenoptera; Braconidae. The record is from the annotation of a GenBank genome assembly.
AUGGAGACUACGAACGUGUUAAAAGAUAUCACGGAAUCGAAUAAUGUUGUAAAAGCUUCUGACAUCGAUGUCGAUGAAGACUCGGGGUUUUCAAGCCGUCCAGACACAAAUGAUGAUAAAAAUGAUUCAAACGAUAAUUUAAUUUGCAACGAUGUCAAGUUUAGCACCAUUAAGAUUGAAGAACCACGUGUGAAAAAAACUCGUCCUGAAACAGAAGAGAAGCGUGCGAGAGAAGAGGAUUAUCAGCGUCAACGAAAAGAACAAGCAUAUAACAGUUUGAAGCAUUUGUUAAAAAAAAGCAAAUUUUAUUCGAAUUUCAUCAAGGCCAACGUAAAUAAUCCCAAGAAAUCACCUGUUAAACGUGGUAGAUCUCCUACUCGUAAUUCUUUUAAAAAACGCAAAAAAUCAGAUUUUAGUGAUGACGACGUUGAAAAUUCACCCCCAAAGAAGACUAGAUUCAGCCAAAGAACAUUAUUGAAGAAAAUUGAAAAAAUAAAUAAUAAGACUAAAGGUCCAAAAAAUAAAAAACUGAAUCUGAGUCUUUCAGACAUCGAAGAUGAAUUGAACGCUAAGUCUGAUGAUGAGGAAAAAAAUGAAGAAGAAAAAAAAUUCGAGGCACCUAUUUAUUUUACUGGUCAACUUCAUCCUUAUCAAACAGUAGGUCUGGACUGGCUUCGGGCUUUACAUAAGAAUGGGUUGAACGGAAUUUUGGCUGAUGAAAUGGGUCUGGGAAAAACGAUUCAAGUUAUCGCUCUGAUUUGUUGGCUAAUAGAAAUUCGUGUGCCUGGUCCCUAUCUAAUUAUUGCCCCGUUGUCAACGAUACCCAACUGGGAAGCAGAAUUUAAACGCUUUGCACCCGAAUUACCGGUAUAUGUUCUGCAUGGAACACUGGAAGCUCGCAAAGCUGUUGCUAAGAAAAUUAAAACCAAGAAAACAAUACAUGGGUUCAAAACUCAUCCUAUUGUUUUGACAACCUACGACGUUGCUUUAAGAGAUGCCAAUACUGUACUGCGCGAUUAUAAUUGGCGUUAUAUGGUUGUUGAUGAAGGCCAGCGGAUUAAAAAUCACAAUAGCCAAUUGGCGUGUGCUUUAAGGACGGUCAAUUCAGUUCAUCGUUUAAUACUGACUGGAACACCUUUGCAGAAUGAUUUGAAUGAGCUUUGGGCUUUGUUGAACUUUCUUCAGCCCGACAUUUUUAAUGAUCUUGAUGUUUUUCAGUCUUGGUUUGAUAUAAAAGAGAUGUUGGACGAGGCGGGUGCCGAGAAAAUUCUUGAGCAAGAAAAACAAAAAAAUAUUGUCAGCAUGUUGCGAGAAAUUCUCAAACCAUUUAUGCUAAGACGAGUCAAGGAGGAAGUUGGUCUGAAUUUGCCGAACAAAAAAGAGAUGAUUGUCUACGCGCCAAUUACUGAGAUACAGCGUGAACUUUACACUGCCGUUCUUAAUUAUGACUGCCACGUGUUGUCAAUGAAACCGCGAGAACCAGCAAUAAUUGAAAGUCCUGCAGAUGGAAGAAGACCCAAACGAGCUUGUUCAAUGAGAAAUAAAUAUUCUGAAAAUUAUUUUAAUCCGCUUGAUUUAAAGGACAUGGAUGGUGAUAUUAACGCUUUAAAAUCUGAAAAAAAGCCUGAUAUUCUUGAUGACAAACACCUGACUGAAGGUCAACGAAAAAUAUUAAGUACCUGGAUAAAUUAUACUGAUAUAGAUGAAAGAAACAAAGAUUAUUUUAUCCGUUUAAAUUUUUCGGGAAAUCGCUAUCCACUGUAUCGUAAAAUCGUUGAUCAUCCGUAUUUGGUACAUUGGCCCAAAAGUGCUACCGGAUAUUUGCAAAUCGACGAAAAUUUAAUUAAAUCUUCAGGAAAACUGCUUGUUCUAGACGCUAUGCUCCACAAAUUACACGCAAAAGGCCACAAAGUACUUAUAUUUUCGACGUUAGUCAUGUUACUAGACUUACUUGAGGAAUAUUUAACCUUGAGAGAAUGGAACUACGUAACUCUUUCCGGAAGAACAAAAAUUGAAGAACGUGACGAAAACAUCUAUAAGUUUAACAAUGAUCCCGACGUAUUUUUGUUUUUACUAUCUACUCGUGCUGGUGGUCUAGGACUCAAUUUAGCAGCCGCUGACACUGUUAUUAUUUAUGACAGUGACUGGAACCCUCAAGUUGAUAUCCAAGCGAUGGCUCGCUGUCAUCGAAUCGGACAAACUCGCCCAGUAGUCAUCUAUAAGCUGUGUACCAAAGGGACUAUCGAUGAAACAGUUAUGAAUCGCGCUCUAGCAAAGCGUAAUCUUGAAAAAAUGGUCAUCUCAAAGGAAUUGGAACCAUCCAUUAACAUCACUGCUAAUUUUGUGGAAGAGCUUCGACGACUAUUCAAUAGUUCAAAUGACAUUGUUAUUACUUCUAAAAAACAAGUUUACUCAGAUGCCGAACUUGAAAAAAUUUUGGAUCGCAGUGAUUUAUUUAAAGUAAACUCAGAAAACUCUUUAAAGAACUAA